CGUGGUGACGUCAUUCCGGCGGAAGUGGUUUCGGUUUAGCCGUAUACAGGGAAUUGACACCAUGGGUGCUGCUGAGGCUGACCGGACUCUGUUUGUGGGUAACCUGGACCCGCGGGCCACUGAGGAGCUGCUGUUUGAGCUUUUCCUGCAGGCAGGCCCAGCAAUUAGUGUUAAAAUUCCAAAGGAUAAAGAUGGUAAACCAAAGCAAUUUGCUUUUGUGAAUUUCAAACAUGAAGAAUCUGCCCCUUAUGGAAUGAGUCUACUAAAUGGGAUCAAACUCUUUGGAAGGCCUCUCAAAAUACAAUACAGAUCAGGAAGUAAGCAUAUCUCACAGGAUAAUGCGACGCACCUAUCACCGCAAGGAAAUGGCAAUGGUUGGUCUGCAAACUCCAGUCCAUCCUCGACAAAUGGCAGCAGAUAUGAAGAUAAUGGAGACCUGAAAUCUCCUGGGUACUCCCCUACCCAGAGCUUGCAGCGGUCCUUUUCCUCACCUGAUAAUCCUAAUCUUCAGAGACAAGCAGUGAUGAACAGCUUCUGGCAGCAGUCUCAGUACAGCACUCCCAACCAAAUGUCGGCACAGCUCAGUUACACUGCCUCCUCUCAGCAAUACUAUGAGUACAACCAAAGCUCCAGCCACUCUACACCACGACGAUAUGAUGCUGCUGCUGCUGCCCCUGUCCCUGCCCCGCGAAAUAGCAGGUCACUCAGUUCUCACCCUUAUAGAAGUGAGAGCCAUCAUUAUAGCAGAGAGUCGCGGUAUCAGGGGAGCCCAGAGGAGCGUUCUUAUGAUGACCGCUCACAUCUUAAUCGCAGUUAUGAUUAUGACCCCAGGAGAGAAGGCCGAUAUCGUUCCUCCAGACAUUGAACUUGUGUUUUAGCUGGUUUUAAGGUGGAGGCGCAGACAUGAAGAAUCUUGGUACUGUUGUAACAGUAAAUAUUUCAUAUUAAAAGAGAAAAUGUAUAUGGGUUAAAUAUAAAUGCCAGGUAUAUUCUCAAAUUUUGUUUCAUGAAACAUGGGAGUGCUGUGUGCAAUGGGCAAAUGUUAGCAGCACAAUUAGAGCUCCAAAAAUAUAAAGUGGAAGAUUAUUACUUAAAAAAAAAAGAAACGUAUUGAACUUGUUAUGGAAAACAAAGUGUUAAAAAAAAAAAAAUUACAAAAAAAUAUAUAGGAGCCUAAUCUUUCCAAAUUAUCAGUCCAUAAAUACUGAAUUGUAUUAGUGUCAUGUUUCAACAGUAUUUUUGUCUGCCUUUUUUUUUUUUUUUUUUUUUGUAAGUUAUAUUGUGGUGGUUUUUUUGGUUUUUUUAAAUCGGUAUGAGGAAACCUUCUCGCACCUGUCGGCACCAUAUUCAUGUGAUUAUGAACAGGAAAGUGUUUCAGAUCUUUGACUUUGUUUUAAAAAAAAAAAAAAAAAACUGCUGGCAUCUACUUGUUGAAGAAUGAAUCUUUCACUUUUUACAAUUUUUAUCUCAUUUUAAUCCUAUUUUUAUUUUUUUAUUAAGACCAGCAUGGCAAAAUUUAUUGUGGGGAAAAAAUGUCAGAGUAUCCCCAAUACUAGUUUAUUUACAGUAGAUUGGUCAGAUGUAAUGGAUGGAAAUAUUCUUUUUUCUGUAAGAUAAAAAACAAAUGCCUAAUGUGAAACAAUGUGUUACAUUGUUUACCUUUUUUUAAAUGCAACAACCUAAGUGUUUAAGUAUUCAGUGUUGAAUCAGUGGGUCUAAAAGAAUCUAGAAGAAAACAGUAAAGUAUAAAAAGUUGACAAGUGUUCCAAAUUCUUGUUUUUGUAUUCCGAGAAAAUCCCAACUGUAUGUGUUAAGUAAGAACUGUAUAAAAAAAAUGUGCAACUUGGGGAAAAUGUUAUGGCCGUUAUUUACAAAUCACUCAGGAAAUUGUACUCCGUAUGUAAGAAGUUUUUUUUAUCUUAUUUUAAUGGGGGAAAUGCAUGGGUUUUAUUUACUAGUCAUUUGUAAAUUACACUAACUGAAAUCUACAUUGAUAGCGGUUCAUAUUGUUGAACCUGUUGGGUGGUAUUUUUUAAAUCCCUUUGAGUGCUAUGGAAUGUCGUAGGGCAUUCCUAUCCAAUUCGUUGCUUUCCUGGUUGCAUCCAAGGAAUUAAACAGUUUAAAAAGAUGUAUCCUUUAAAAUAAUUGAAUUUACUUAUAUAUUUUUUCUGUUCUAACAACAAUUUGUGUAACAUCUAUAGAUAUUAAGAGAAUAAAUUAUUUUCCAUCCA
This is a messenger RNA of Bombina bombina (fire-bellied toad), 2231 nucleotides long. RefSeq names its product RNA binding motif protein 7 (gene RBM7). Gene Ontology annotation, cellular component: nucleus. Gene Ontology annotation, biological process: regulation of alternative mRNA splicing, via spliceosome. The record is from RefSeq and is a predicted model, not a curated record. Gene Ontology annotation, molecular function: single-stranded RNA binding. Bases 62 to 865 code for a protein of 267 amino acids. The transcript is spliced from 5 exons. NCBI's taxonomy places the organism in Eukaryota, Metazoa, Chordata, Amphibia, Anura, Bombinatoridae.